Molecule: messenger RNA, 6144 nt
Organism: Spizellomyces punctatus DAOM BR117
Lineage: Eukaryota; Fungi; Chytridiomycota; Chytridiomycetes; Spizellomycetales; Spizellomycetaceae
Exons: 17
Coding region: 46-6051 (2001 amino acids)
Molecular function (GO): protein binding
Source: RefSeq, a predicted model, not a curated record
GAUCUACGAGUGCCUGCUCCGCUUGUUCAGAUAUAUUCUGACAUUAUGGGGAGUCGGGAGGGACCUGCUGUUGAGGAAGUUGAGGGCGAGCCUGUCGCUCAGACGUGGCUCCAGUUUAAACCCUUGCAGCUGGACGCAAGGCUCAAGGUAUCUGAUCCACUUGAUGUUGGCGACUAUCCGUCUCUCUUGGCAGUAUCCUCGCGAUAUGGAUAUGCUGUAUUCGGGACCACCAAAGGAUAUACCUUUGUUCGUGUCAAGGACGUCCGAGCCUCGCUGAAUAGUGCGGCAAAGGGAUCGGUAGUACCUAUUAAGAAUGCAGUGGAAGUGGAGAUACCCGAUGAUGUUGUUACCCGCAUCAUACUGGACACGACCGAGUUGAUGGUCAUUGUUUAUACCCGGGCAGGGAAGAUCCUUCUCUAUGCUGUACCUGGAUUGUUGGAAGGAGAAAACAGGGCCACAUCGACUUUUGACUUGGGGUCCAAUGUUCUUGAUUUGCGAAUGAAUCCGGGUGCAUUUCCGAAAGCUGCUGCAGCAUUACUGGAAGACGGAUCUGUAUCCCUCCUUACUUUGGAACAGGAUGGGAAGAUUACAAGGAGUCCCUUGGUCAGCGAUGCUUGUUCGAUUUGCUGGAGUCAAAAGGGGAAGCAAUUGGCCUGUGGACUCAAAGAUGGCAGCGUCGUACAAGUCGCGCCUGAAGGAACGAUUACGAACACCAUCCCUCCUCCCCCAGCAUUGGUGUCAAACUAUCCCGUAAAAGUGAGCUCUGUUCAGUGGUUGCACAAGCGGAUGUUUGCUGUUAUCUAUCAAGCAUCACAAGAAGAUGCGAAUGAGCCAAGUCCUUUAUUCAUCAUUACCCAAACUCCUAUAACGACGGAAGGGCCUUUGAAGACAAAAUAUAUUCAGCUUGAUGAGCCAUUGUUUCCAGAUACGGAUCGAAAGAGUCAGUAUUUUACGGAGGCAAUUAAAUCACUAUGUUCAGAUAUACCACUGCUCCUUGCCAUUGCGAACGCCUACUCUACUGACAUAGCCUUUGCCGGCGCAGCUGAUGCCACAUCCAGCCAAUUCGGGAAUUUCAUCCUAGAGGAAGGAUCAGGCAUCAUGCUUCCACUGGACGAAAACGAGGAAAAUACGUGGGUGGUGGGAAUGGGAAUCGACUUCACCAGCGAUGAGCCCGUUCCGGCGCCAACACCGGACCGACAACCAUCGCCCUCUGUUCCCAUUUUAUUGGUUUAUACAAAUGCGGGAGAGCUAGCGGCAUACCAUUGCCUGGAUGUACAGGCUGCCGACAAGGGGGACAGAUGCACGACGAUGCGCACCGUUGAAGCCUUACCUACACGAGACGCGGCCGGCGCUGUUGGCCUUGCACAAAGCGAAGGUCAAUCACAGUCAACUGAGGCGAAAAAAUUAGUGACACAGGGGAUACGACUCCCGGAGACAGGAGAUCUGUCCUCGGGUACUCCAACACCUAAGGCGUCGUCCUUUGGAGGAUUCUUCCAACCUCAAGCGCAAGUGCAGAAAGGUGCCCCUGCUCAACCUGCUUUUACAGGCUUUGGCACGCCUCCUGUGCCGGCUACAAGUGUUGAUGCAACAAAGGCAACUGCUGGAUUCGGGUUUGGGAAUGGUAGGUUGGGCGCUCCGGUGACUGCUGAGGGGUCUCCCGGGUUAACAGCAAAGCCUGCAGCAAGUGAUGUCUCCUCUGGAGUGACAGAGAAGGCAUCAUCGGUGAAGCCUGCAUCGAUAGGGUUUGGGUUUCCUUCUGCGUCGGGAUUUGGCACGAUGACAAGUGCACCACAACCUGCUUCGACUGGGUUUGGAUUCCCUUCAGCAUCGACCGGGCUUGGUACGACAACGACAACGACACCGACAACUACACAGCCCGCAUCAGCAGGGUUUGCAUUCUCAUCCGUAUCAGCAGACGGUACCGUGACGCCACCCGCAACACAGCCUCCAUCGAAAGUGUUUGCAUUCCCUUCUGCGUCCACAGGAUCAGGCACCGCGACAGUUACAACACCACCUGCAUCGAAAGGAUUUGGAUUCCCUUCUGCAUCGGCAGGAUUGGGUGCCAUUACAACCACGCAACAACCUGGAUCGACAGGACUUGAAUUCCCCUCUGCAUCACUAGGACAGACCCCGACGACAACCACGCAGAAGCCUGGCUUAACCGGAUUUGAGUUUCCUUCUGCAUCCUCGGCCAGUACGGCGGCGACAACACAACAGCCCGCAUUGGGGGGUUUUGCAUUUCCUCCUGUGUCUGCAGGGGGUAAUCUCACGAUGUCAAAGCAAACCGCAGCCGCUGGACUGAACAAGGCUGGACCCACAGCACCAGCUCCUAUGGUUACCUCAUCAAAACCGGCCACCACGUUUCCUGCAUUCUCAGCCGCCGGCGCUUCGUCUGCAAGUAACAUUUUAGGAGGAUCCAAGCCGACUACAUCCGCAUCUACCGGUGGUGUUUUUGUGCCCCAGAUGGGAGAUUGGACGGCAAAGAAAUCUGGUGAACAGAAAGCGGAGUCUUCAGCCAAAAAUGUUUCUAAACAAGUGCAUUUUGCGACUCCACCUCAAUCGACGGCCGUCUCAAAAACAGUGGAAUUGCUCGACAGUGAUAAGAUAGAGAUUGUCCAUAAAAAGUUUGAGGAUCUAUACAAAUCCUUCUCCGCGGAAAUGGAAACUUUUCGAAAAGCCCUUCAAUCCAGCGGACAAGCUGUUAAAACGGCUUCGCAGAGCGCACCAGACGUGGAUUUGAGCGAUCCAGCAAAUUGGACUAUGGCGGAUCUUCCCACGCUUUUGACUGACACCCAUACGAUAAUGAAGCGGAUCGAAGUCCUAAGAUCCGAGGUGGAAGCUGCACACAAGAAGGAAACGACCCUUGCCGAUGGCAUUCCUUAUGACGAGGCCCUCGCAAACGAGUGUCAAAGGUUGAUUGAUAUGUUUAAUGAGCAAGGCGGUCCGGACGUUAUUCAUGAUGCGCCGCUGGGACUGGAGGAUCAGGAAUUGAAGGAAAAGCUUUGGAAUCGGAAAAGGGCGGUGGACAGGACUUUGCAGCAGAUUACAAAUCGGUUGGAGAGAUUGAAGAUUAAAGAUAAACGCCAGGCUUCCACGCAGGAGAUAAAGGGUUAUGACUGGGCAACCAUUUGCCAGACCACACACCGCGUCACCGAAUCGACCAUUUCAACAGCGCACGUAUUGGAGCAUCUAGAACAAUCACUCGCACCACUCAUGUCAAAACUCGCUCUGACACCCGCACGCAAGUCCAUACCAAAACCUGUCACUCCACGCAAAGGCCGCGCGUUCGGACUGUAUGACUCUGACUCGGACAGCGAAGAAAACGAGAAGGAAAUCAUCGUCCACGUUCCUGCUACCGUUUUUCGUAGGACGCGUUUCCAUAGAAUAUUCAAAGAUGUGCUACAAUCAUCUACCUCCCAACUUCAUAUCAACCGUCGAGCCUUCCAUGAUGAAAAAGAACGCCGCAUGAAGGAUCCGGAGGCCGUCGAGAAAGCACGUGCAGCCAUGGUAUCCCCGCCAAAGGAGAACGAGCCGACGGCCCCGCCACAAAAGUUUUGGGAUAUCAUUCAGAAAAUUAAUAUGGAGAUGGACUUUAAGGAGGAAGAAUCAGCAUCUCCAGAGGUGGAAGAACCGGACGAAAAAGGAACUGUUUCUUUGAAGUUGGAAGAGGCUGAGGAUGAAGAGUCAGUCGAUGUUGCAGAGGAAGUCGAAGAUGUAGACCAAUCGCCCGUCCCUCAAGAGUCGAGCCCGAUGUUUGGGCAACCAUCAAUUGUGAGCAGACCAAAGCCAGAAACAAAGCUAAACCAACCUGCCUCCCUUUUUUCCAUCAAGCCUACCACUGCUGGACCUUCCUUUGGGUUCACUUUUCCAGGUGGUAGAGCAAAGGAGCAGACCCCUUCAGAUACAGCGGAAUCCUCAGGCGAGAGCCUCGCAGAACCUGCUUUUGCUGUCGAAACUGAGGAGAUUGCCAGCGAGGACGACGAUGGUGUGUUGCAGGGUGAAGAAAACGAAGAGGAUGCGGCCGCGGACGAAGAAGACCAAAAUGUGGGCGACCGACAGCCCAAAGUCAAGGAUGAGAUACCUCUCUUCAAGUCCUUUUCCAUAUUAGCAGAACCUCCAAGACCGAAGGUUGAAGUUGCGGAACCGCAAGUAUCAAAACGCGCAAGGGAAGAACCGCUCUCGUCGACACCAGAACCGGAAUUGAAGGAUCAAAGACUUUUGUUCGGUGGUCUACAGAAGCCCGUCGUGCCCGUAACGAAAGCUGCAUUUCCAAGUCCUGUGCUGGACCAAACUGAGGCGAAUAUCGGCUCGACAAAGCCGCACCAGUCCCUGUUUGGAUCUGCAAAAACGACAUUUGCGCCCGUAACUGAGCCUGUGGAAGAAACACCUACACCUGCUCCGGCUGAAGCGCACGAACGGCGAGCCGUGACACCAAAUCCCGAAGGACAGGAAAAGAAACCUUUAUUUGGGUUCCUAAAUGCACCUGGAACUGGACUUGAAUCUGCUGGACAAAAUCCGGCAACGGAGCGCGGAGAACAAGCAGAAGAUCAAGGGAAUGAAUCUCAAUUGCAGCCGGAGGAUCAGACUGAGAUAGAAGAAGCUGCUGAACAAGUGGGUGAAGAAGAACCGAAGGCAGCCGUCACCGAGGCGGAGGUACUCGAUCAACAGCAGGAACAAGUGGUCGAUACGGAGCAGUCUACAGAAGAGCAGCCUACAGAAGGGCCUGCAAAAGAACCUACAGAAGUGCCUGUAGAGGAAACACCACAGGAACCUCCUUCAAAACAGCCCACAGAGGAGGCAAUCGAUAAAGUUGCAAAGAGCGGUGCAGCUGAACCAGCAAUCAAAGUAUCCACAGAAGUGCCAGCGGCCACUGCCAGCCCACAGACGAGUCAGGCUGAACCAGCAGCAGACACAGGAACCCCUGCGGAAGAAGAUGGCAUGGAAGUUGAAGAUGGUCAGUUGGCUGAUGCCUUUGGGUCUGGGUUUGGGUCUUUGGGCGGAGCUGCCAGUGAGAAAGCAGCCAGUGGGUUCGGUGCAUUCGGCGGACUCGGACAGUCGACCACUUCUCAGAAGGCUACUACGGCCAGCUCGUUCGGAGCGGGGACAGCCGGUCAAACGGGUGCAUUUGGAGGAGGUUUCGGAACUGCCACAACCGCCGCACCUGCGUUCGGAACAGGAACAACCAGUCAACCUAGCGCAUUUGGAGGAGGGUUCGGAACUGCUACAACUGCAGCACCCGCUUUUGGAACAGGAGCAGCCAGUCAACCCACUGCAUUUGGCUCGACUGCGACCACGACGCCUAGCGCUUUCGGAGGGGGAGGCUUUGGAGUUGUCACAACAACAGCGCCGAGUGCUUUCGGAGCAGGCAGCGCAACGACGUCUGCUCCGUUCGGAACAGGGUCUGGAACAGGUGCUUUCGGAGCCAAUACAACAUCCACCGGCGGCUUUGGAACCGGAGCUUUCGGCUCAUCGCAAGGAUUUGGACAAACCUCUGCAUGGGGAACAGCGAAUAGUACGGCUGCUCCCGCUUUUGGGCAAAGUACGACUACAAGUAAUAAGCCUGAUGAGAGUGCCAGAGCAGCGUUUGGUGGCUACUUUCACGGAAUCGGACAGAGGUCUGAUUUUGGCGAGAUUACUCGGAAUCAGUCAGCCAUGUUGGCCAGCUUACAGCAACAAUCAGGGAGUGGAUUUUCUUCUUAUGCGAGUCGGCCGUCUGGGUUUGCUGCUUUUGCUCAGCAACCCCAACAACAACAGUCUGGUUUCGGGCAGCCAAGUUCUGGCUUUGGUGGUGGCUUUACACAGGCAGCCCCAACUGAUGAGGCCGCGUCCAUAUUUGGAUCACAACCUUCCUCUGGUGGAUUUGGAUCAGGCGGUGGACCACCUGCUUUUGGACAAGCACCUCAGACAAAUGAAGCGGCCGCCUUGUUUGGUGGAGGGCAGCCUCAGCAGCCUGCUAGUGGGUUUGGAAGCUUUGGGCAGCAAACACAAGAGGCCGCGUCAUUAUUUGGUUCGGCGCCGUCUGGUGGUGGGUUUGGAAGCUUUGGCAGAUAAAAGUUUCAAACAAGACUAGUUGUUGAAGAGUCAGUGCAAGACAUGGGGGAGCUGUGUACAUAUAAUAUAUUUUACUAUUUGGCUCGACGAUCA